GGAAGUGAAGUGAAAAAUAACUACAAUGUAACAUUUUAUUACGGUAUCGCAAACUUAAUUCACCACAAACAACUUGAUUAAAAUGUUGUUGACAUGUUACGAGAAAUUCGACUUCAAAUUCUCAUUUUGUGGAGCUUACUGUCAAUGUUGAAAUAGUUUGAAAAGUUCGGAUCCGUACUAACGUUAGUUAGUUAGCAUUAGCCAUCAAGCUAACCUAGUAGGCGCGAGCAGGUUUGACAGCUUUCUGCAUUCAUAUCCAACCUUGCUAAAACAUCGGGCACGCAAAUGUCAUUUAUAAAGAGCAAUAGCGCAAUAUUGAACAAUACAUUUGACUCAAAUGCAUACCUGACAGACGUAGCUAGGCCGUUUGUUGCGGUCAACCGUAAGGGGUCUUGGAAAUGCAUUAAGUUUGUCGCCCUGUGUGUAGUUGAAUGCCUGCUCUAAGGCUCAACGUUGGCUAGAGCUAUGUGGCGAUUGGGGAGGGGUGGCACUACAAGAGCACGAUUGUUUCCCCUCUUCUACUGUGGAGUUUAGGACUGAGAGAGGACGACGUAGCACACUAGCUAGUCAGUAGGAGUAGCUGAUUCAACCCUGUACUGCGCAUGAGGAGGGACAUAGGAGGUGUCUGGAAUAUAAACAUAACUAACCCAUGUACACAAAGGGGCAGCAGCAGUAGUAGGUUGGAUGCGGGUUGUGUGUGCGGUGCUGUGCCUUGGCCUUGUCGGGGCGCUGCAGCGGGAACAGGUAGCUCAGCAUGCCAUCAAGCUGCAUCGGGGUAGGAGUGCUGUGGCCAAGCACGCUUGGAGCUGGGUGUCUGAUAACUGCCGGCGCCUGGGCAGCCUCAUCCGACAGAAGAACACGGCCAUUAAGAAGCUAGCUGUGGCUGCAGCCGCUGUGGGGCGAGACCACUCCCUCUCAGACCCAGAGAGACUCUUCCAGGUUCACACUCUGGAGGUGUUUCAGAAGGAGCUGAAUGAGAGCGAACGCUCAGUCUUCCAGGCGGUGGUGGGCCUGCAGAGGGCGCUGCAGGGAGACUACAGGGACGUGGUCAACAUGAAGGAGAGCAGCCGUCAGAGACUGGAGGCCCUCAGAGAAGCAGCCAUUAAGGAAGAGCAGGAGUAUGUAGAGCUGGUAGCAGCAGAGAAGCACCAGGUGGAGGCUGUGAAGAGUGCCCUGGCCCAGAACAAGACCCUGUCCAUGCUGGAUGAGAUCCUCGAGGACGUCAGGAGAGCUGCUGACCGCCUGGAGGAGGAGAUAGAGGACCACGCCUUCGACAACAAUAAACAGAUGAAUGGAGUGCACGUAGCCAACGUGGAGGCGGUGCUGAGAGUGGAGGAGGAGGAGGAAGACGGAGGGAAAAGAAGAAGGAACGCGUCAAGGAGAGGUGGAGAGGUGGAGGACGACGUGGGGCUGAGCAUGCUCAUCGACUCCCAGAACAACCAGUAUGUUCUGACCAAGCCCAGAGACUCCACCAUUCCCCGCUCCGAUCAACACUUCAUUAAGGACCUGGUCUCCGUAGUGAUGCUGUCUCUGCCAUGUGGUUGGCUGUGCACUAUGAUGGGCCUGCCCCCCAUGUUUGGUUACAUCGUCUGUGGAGUCCUUCUGGGUCCCUCUGGACUCAACAGCAUCAAGUCUAUGGUGCAGGUAGAGACGCUGGGAGAGUUGGGAGUGUUCUUCACUCUCUUCGUGGUCGGUCUCGAGUUCUCCCCAGAGCGACUUCGGAAGGUGUGGAAGAUCUCUGUGCAGGGUUCAUGCUACCUCAGUCUGUUGAUGGUGGCUACAGGGCUGCUGUGGGGUCAGGUGCUGCAUAUCCGUCCCACCCAGACCGUCUUCAUCUCCUCCUGUCUCUCUCUAUCCUCCACGCCGCUGGUCUCACGCUUCCUGGCUGGGGGCACCCGCGCAGACAAGGACGGGGAGCUGGACUACAGUAGUGUUCUCCUGGGGAUGUUGGUAAUGCAGGAUGUUCAGCUGGGUCUGUUCAUAGCCGUCAUGCCCACCCUCAUACAGGUGUCAUCUGGCCACCUGGACAGUGUCCUGUUUGGAGGUCUGCACGUCCUCCUGCUCCUGUCCCAGGUCCUGUUCUCUCUGGCUAUGGUACUACUGCUGUGUGUUCUCCUCAAAUCCUUCCUGAUUGGUCCAUACUACAGGAAGCUCCAUGCUGAGUCUAAAGGCAACAAGGAGAUCCUGGUUCUGGGGACCGCUGCCUUCGUAUUCCUCAUGCUCACCGUCACAGAGUUCCUGGGCGUUUCCAUGGAGCUGGGCUGCUUCCUGGCUGGAGCACUUCUCUCCUCGCAGGGUCACAUUUGCACCACGGAGGUCAUGGGCUGCAUCGAGCCAAUCAGAGACUUCCUCGCCAUCAUCUUCUUCGCCUCCAUUGGUUUCCAUGUCUUUCCUACCUUUGUCCUGUAUGAACUGACAGUCCUGGUGGUGCUGACUCUCUCACUGGUCAUCAUGAAGUUCCUGAUGGCUGGUUGUGCUGGUGCUGUCGGCCAUUCUUGCCUAAGGUUCUCGCCACAUUCCGUUGGAUAGUGUUCUGCUGGCCUGGCGCAGGUCAGUGAGUUCUCCUUCGUCUUGGGGAGCCGCGCCCCGCCGAUGCUGGCAUCAUCUCGCUAGAGCAUGG
Molecule: messenger RNA, 2620 nt
Organism: Oncorhynchus kisutch (coho salmon)
Lineage: Eukaryota; Metazoa; Chordata; Actinopteri; Salmoniformes; Salmonidae
Product: transmembrane and coiled-coil domain-containing protein 3
Exons: 14
Coding region: 685-2529 (614 amino acids)
Biological process (GO): proton transmembrane transport; potassium ion transmembrane transport
Cellular component (GO): membrane
Molecular function (GO): potassium:proton antiporter activity
Source: RefSeq, a predicted model, not a curated record